Messenger RNA from Acyrthosiphon pisum (pea aphid), 2703 nucleotides. RefSeq names its product TweedleE (gene TwdlE). The transcript is spliced from 3 exons. The record is from RefSeq and is a predicted model, not a curated record. Lineage: Eukaryota; Metazoa; Arthropoda; Insecta; Hemiptera; Aphididae. Bases 233 to 895 code for a protein of 220 amino acids. Gene Ontology annotation, biological process: chitin-based cuticle development. Gene Ontology annotation, molecular function: structural constituent of chitin-based larval cuticle. Gene Ontology annotation, cellular component: chitin-based extracellular matrix.
CGGAUCGUGGACCAAGUGAUAUUCAAUCGCCCACCGAGCGAUGUGUCGUGUUACAGUUUCUGAAUAAAACGCGAAUCGUAACUUUUAUAAUUGAUACAAGUCGUUCGAUAUACCGUUUCGAAAAGUCGUCGCUGAAAAAAAACCUAACAUAAAAUACUGUACAUUUAUAAUUUUUUUUUUUAUUUGUAACUCGUUUAGACGCCAAAUCUACAUCAGUCAAAGGAUUCACACAAUGGCUACGUGGUGCUCCGCAAUAAUGGUGUUGCUGGCAGUGGGCCGAGGCCUGGGACGACCCGAAGCACCGCUGACCGGUUUUGGUGGAGGCGGUGGAGGAUUCCCUGGGCUCACGUUGGACAGCUACGCAGCCCCCAUCAGUGGCGGCAGUAGCAGUGGGCCGUACCCGAGUGGUGGGCCACCGCCACAGUACGGGCCACCACAGCAAGCGCCCGUUAUACACAAGCACGUGUACGUGCACGUUCCGCCCCCAGAGCCCACGUACUACGCCCCGAAGAAGCCUGUGCAGCCUCCGCCACCACCGCAGAAGCACUACAAGAUCGUGUUCAUCAAGGCACCCACACCGCCACCACCCACCGUGCCAGACCUCCCGCCGAUCGCGCCGCCAGCCGAACAGAAAACGCUCAUUUACGUGCUGGUCAAGAAACCAGACGAGGCGCCCGAGAUCCACAUCCCGACGCCCGCACCCACGCAGCCGUCCAAACCGGAAGUGUACUUCAUCAGAUACAAGACCCAGAAACAAGAAGGAUACCCCAACUCAGUGGCUUCCGAGUACGGACCACCUGCGAGUCCGUCUCCGUCGAUCCCGUCUGACACGUACGGCUCCCCAUCACCGUCCUCCGGAUACGGAGCGCCCAGCGGUCCUGGAUCACUGUACUGACGGAAAAAAAACUGUCAAUGAAACAAGGCCAAGACUAUGAUAAACUAACAAACUAACAAACUAUGAUACGAUACCUACGUCGUCUAAUAUAUAUAUAUUAUAUAUAUAUCAUGGUCCAAAAAUGAAAUCGAUUAUCAUAUAUAAAACAAGCAAUAUCAAAUAAAAUAAGAUUAUAUAGGUUAUGCACGACGACACCUGCGAAGUUGUACAUUAUAUUAUUAUUAUUAUUAUUAUUAUAUUAAUUAUAUCCGAACGUAGGACGAGGAUAACGCGUAUAUCGACGCCCCAGAUCAAAACUGCAACAACCCAAAUAAUUGGUUUGUUGGGUAUAAUGUGUUUUCUAUAUUGUUUCUCUAUGUAACGUAAUGUAAAUCAUAAUUUUGAAAAUGCUCUCUCGUGGUCAAUAAUUUAACUAUAUUUUAUUGUGUUCUUGAACUGAAAUCGUUACAAGAUCGUCUAUAAGAUGGUGUACAUAACUUGAAUUUGUUAUAACUCGAGUUGUUGCAGUUUUGAAGUGGGGCGUCGAUAUUAUAUAUUAUUAUAUUUAGUGUUGCCAUAAGAAAAAUCUUAUAGAAUAUGCGAAACGUCCGUUUCAAUAAUAAUAUGCAUUAAAUAAUUAUAAAAAAACAGGUGAUCUGCAAAAAACGACCUAUCGAACAUUUAUAUAGUAUAAUAAUAGAUAUACCGCAGCCAAUCUAACGACCGACGUGAAUAUAAUAUAUACCUAAUAUACAUCGAAUAAAAUACGAUUUAUUAUUAUUAAUAUUAUUAUUGGCCUACCACCACCCGACCACCCUCGUAUGUUUGCACUUGCCAUUUCUACGACAUUUCAAAGGACGACUUUAUAAUAAUAUUAUCAUACGUAUAUAUAAUCAUACUAUAUUCAUCUCACCCCCACGAAAUUCGCAAUCCCAUCCAAAACGCGUCGUUGUUUAUACAUACACAAUACACACAAGUACACAAAACACAUAAAUAUAUAAUACUCUAUUAUAAAACGUACUCCUACUAAAUCGUCAUUAUUGUUAUUGUUUACUUCGUCCAGGUAUUAAUUAUUCCAUUAUCAUAAAAGGUAAAUUAUCGCAGUAUCAUAUAAACUGUGCACAUUAUCAUGUGUGAGUAUAAUAAUAAUAAUAUGUCGGCGUAAUUGCGUGACCAUCGCGAUGUUUUCACUUUCUCUCGGUCUCAGCGUAUGGGUAAUACCUACCUAUUCGGAAUUCUAAAUUUUUGUAAAAUUAUUAUGUAACUGUAUUUUUUCACUCUGGCGGAUUCCGUGAUACGUGUUUGGAUGUAUACAAUUAUAAUAUGCGUACAAUAACACACUAUUGAAUACCUACGUCUAUAUUAUACAAUCAUAUUCGCGUGAUAUUAUAAUGUGCUCUGUAAACUGCAACGAUGUUGUUAGAUAACCAAAACAUAUUAAACAUUUUUUUCAUUUUAACUUUUUCAUUACACUCGUACGUAUUUGGGCAAUCAAUGCGAAAACAUCGGUCUGUUAUAUGCGUUUAUAUAGCACCUAUAACACCUAACCACGGUUCCACGAUAUCGAAUAAAAAAUAAAAUAAACACUCGUACCCAUAGUAUGUUUAAUGUAAUGUAAAAUAAUCACGUCACCUUUACAUUAUAGAUAUGUAUUAAUAUAUUACUUAGUUGUAUAAUAUCCAACUGUUAUACUAUUAUUUUUUUUACUUUUUAUUUUUUUGUACAUAUUUAUAUUGUUAUUAUAUUUUAUAUUAUGUUAGCAUGUAUAUAUCAACUUAUUGUGUGCAUUUGUUUAGUACUUAAAUAUAAACUUCAUUAUCUACUCUUUA